Molecule: messenger RNA, 1610 nt
Organism: Populus trichocarpa (black cottonwood)
Lineage: Eukaryota; Viridiplantae; Streptophyta; Magnoliopsida; Malpighiales; Salicaceae
Product: actin-97
Exons: 5
Coding region: 285-1418 (377 amino acids)
Cellular component (GO): cytoplasm
Source: RefSeq, a predicted model, not a curated record
CUCCAGACAGACAGGAAUAGGGAAGAUUUAAAAAAAAAGAAAAAAGAGCGCAUGACGCGUUCCCCUCUGUAAGUUGUGCCCACAAAAUAAAAAUAAAAGAAUCCAGCGGCUCACAACGCAUGUCGCUUUGCAUAUAUUUUGAGCUUCUUCCCUUCUCAUUCAAAAAGAGAAGAAGGCUAGGCAACCCACCUCGAAAACAUUUUAUUUUGUUUGUGUGCUGGGCGUCGUCUAGCUUUCUCUAACUCUCUCAAAAUCCUUCCUCUCCUUUAACAAGGCAUUAGAAGAUGGCAGAAGCCGAGGAUAUUCAGCCACUCGUUUGCGAUAAUGGAACUGGAAUGGUCAAGGCUGGCUUUGCUGGAGAUGAUGCUCCACGAGCUGUGUUUCCCAGUAUUGUUGGCCGUCCUCGUCACACUGGUGUGAUGGUUGGCAUGGGCCAAAAAGAUGCAUAUGUUGGUGAUGAGGCUCAGUCCAAGAGAGGUAUCUUAACUUUGAAGUACCCAAUUGAGCAUGGUAUUGUGAGCAACUGGGAUGACAUGGAAAAGAUCUGGCAUCAUACCUUCUACAACGAGCUUCGUGUUGCCCCAGAAGAGCACCCAGUGCUCUUAACGGAGGCUCCUUUAAACCCCAAGGCUAAUCGUGAGAAGAUGACUCAGAUCAUGUUUGAGACCUUCAACACUCCUGCUAUGUAUGUCGCCAUUCAGGCUGUUUUGUCCUUGUAUGCGAGUGGUCGUACAACUGGUAUUGUGUUGGACUCUGGUGAUGGUGUCAGCCAUACAGUCCCCAUAUACGAGGGGUAUGCCCUUCCACAUGCCAUCCUUCGUCUUGACCUGGCUGGUCGUGACCUCACUGAUUCCUUGAUGAAGAUCCUCACUGAGCGUGGUUAUUCUUUCACAACCACAGCUGAACGGGAAAUUGUGAGGGACAUGAAGGAAAAGCUAGCUUACAUUGCUCUUGACUACGAGCAAGAGCUAGAGACCUCCAAAACCAGCUCAACAGUUGAGAAGAGCUAUGAGUUGCCUGAUGGGCAGGUUAUCACCAUUGGUGCUGAGCGAUUCCGUUGCCCAGAGGUCCUCUUCCAACCUUCAAUGAUCGGAAUGGAAGCUGCGGGCAUCCACGAGACCACAUACAACUCCAUCAUGAAAUGUGAUGUCGAUAUCAGGAAAGACUUGUAUGGUAACAUUGUUCUCAGUGGUGGUUCAACUAUGUUCCCAGGAAUUGCUGACAGAAUGAGCAAGGAAAUCUCAGCACUAGCCCCAAGCAGCAUGAAAAUCAAGGUGGUUGCACCACCAGAAAGGAAAUACAGUGUCUGGAUCGGUGGCUCAAUCUUGGCAUCCCUUAGCACCUUCCAGCAGAUGUGGAUUGCUAAGGCAGAGUAUGAUGAGUCUGGACCAUCAAUUGUGCAUCGGAAAUGCUUCUAAAUGCUUAAAGCAUGGGAUUGUCCAAGAAAAAAGAAAAAAAACUGCAGCUUGCCAUCCUUUUCAUUCUAGCUUUGUUAUCCAUCUAUGUUUAUUCUCAUGUUGCAGUGAUGAUUUUGAAAAGGCGAGAAGUUGAUUGCCAGAACGGUCCAAUUCUUUCAUUAUUAAUAUUCCUAGAUGUUUUGACUGUUAAAA